AUGGCCCAAGAAAAAGUUAACUUAAUCCAAGAAAAGACUAACAUAAUCCGAGAAAAGGCUGGCAUAAUUCGAGAAAAGAAUAACAUAAUACGAGAAAAGAAUAACAUAGCCCAAGAAAAGGCUAAUUUGCUCCAAGAAAUUGGUAACUUAGUCCGAGAAAAGGCUAGUAUAGUUCGAGAAAAAGUUAACGCAGUCCGAGAUAAGGGCAACAUAGUCCGAGAAAAAUGUAAUAUAAUCCGGGAAAAGGAUAAAAUAGUUCGUGAAAAUGAUAACACUGUCUAUGAUAAUAUGAUACACGAGAAAGAUACCAUGAUCCAAGAGAAGGAUAUCAUAAUCCAAGAGAAGGAUGUCAUGAUCCAUGAGAAGGAUUCCAUAAUCCAGGAUAAGUAUCAUUCGAUCAACGAGAAAGAUGGUGUAUUCUACGAAAAGGAUACCCUGAUCCACGAGAAAGAUACCAUGAUCCAAGAGAAGGAUGCCAUGAUUCAUGAAAAGGAUAAAGAAAUUCAGAGGAUUUAA
This is a messenger RNA of Rhizophagus irregularis DAOM 181602=DAOM 197198, 516 nucleotides long. RefSeq lists its product as uncharacterized. The record is from RefSeq and is a predicted model, not a curated record. Lineage: Eukaryota; Fungi; Glomeromycota; Glomeromycetes; Glomerales; Glomeraceae.